AAUGUGUGUAAAAUAUUCUAUCAGAAUUGCAACAUAAGCAGUACACGGCAAUGUGACGGUCCUGUAGAUCAUCUAGUUUCGAGCAGGUGUGGGUGUGGACGGAAUAACUCAGCACCUUUAAAGCAUUAAAGAGUUGUUUAGAAAAAUAAAAAUGACUAGUGUUGAAGAAUCUGUAGCUCCUGAAACUGAUAAUUCUGUUGGCAAUGAAGCCCAUCAACAUGAAGUCAGUGAAGCAGAUACUCUUAAUGAAACUAUUGGAAGUGUGGGUGAAGAUGAGAGUGAUCAGUGUUUGGAAGAUCAAGAACUUGAGGCCAUCAAAGCAAGGGUUCGAGAAAUGGAAGAGGAGGCAGAAAAGCUGAAACAGUUACAAAAUGAGGUAGAAAAGCAGAUGAAUCUAAGUCCUUUAUGUCUGUCUCCGGAAGAGAAGAUGGAGGUUGAUAAUCGAUCCAUAUAUGUUGGAAAUGUAGACUAUGGAGCUACAGCAGAAGAGCUGGAAAGUCAUUUCCAUGGUUGUGGCUCUGUGAACAGAGUUACAAUUCUGUGUGAUAAGUUCUCUGGUCAUCCCAAAGGGUUUGCUUACAUUGAAUUUGUUGAUAAAGACUCAGUUCACACUGCAAUGGCAUUGGAUGAAUCACUGUUUAGAGGAAGACAGAUUAAGGUAAUGGUAAAAAGAACAAAUCGACCAGGAAUCAGUACAACUAAUAGAGUCCCUAGAGGUAGAUUUCGUAGGGGAAGUCGGAAUCCUUAUUAUGGAUAUAGGCCAGUAAGAAGGUCUUUUAGAAGCAGACGAGCAUGGUUCUUUUCUCCGUACUGAGGUUAUCCCUGAGAUAAGGUCUUGUAACAGGCUAAAUUUUUCAUUGGUAUAGUUUUAUUGAGGUAAAACUGCCCUUGGUAUUUUAAGGAUGUUCACAGGCCAGAGAUGUAAGCUUGUUUCAUAGACUGAAAUUGGUGGGCAGGCACAGUCAUGGGUUUGACUAAGAAAUGUAUUCAUUAAAUUGGAAAUCUCUUGUUGUUCAAAAGAAAAACAAAUUAAGGAAAAUUGGGUUUUUCAGCUUGUUUUUAUUGGUAAAAUUUUAUAAAUACUGCAUAACUUUUUAUUAUUUUGUAUGAGGUAAAACUGCUCAUCAAAGUAUACUGUGGCAUACCUCAUUUUCCUGUUCGUACUGAAAAAGAAAUGAUGAAUAUGAAGAUUUGUAAAUUUUCAAUUGUUCAUUAGGGGUUUAUGCAUCCUUAAUUAAUUGUAUGUUUCAAACACGUUGUUUUUAAGAUUAUUGAAGAAUGUUGUCGUGGGGGGGAAAAGAUUUUGUAUCAUGUUACUCCUUGACCAAGUAUUUAAUUUCCAUCGUAUGUAUUCUCUGUUUUUCUUGAUGUAGUCAUUUAUACAAGAUAAGAAAUAUAGGGUACACAAAUUUUACAGACAAAAAAAAUCAUUACAUAUACCCUACCUGAUCACUAACCCUAUUAAUUUAGAAGAAACUACGUGUAGAAUAGAAAGUUAUUUAAAAUCACAUUGGUAACUGUUCUGAGUGUGUCUUGUGUAAGUGCCAUAUUUUGUCCAUCAGCCAGUUAGAAGUUACCAACUAGAAAAUGUACAGUGGAAAAAAAUCAUACUUCUAAAACAAUUUGUAUUGGAUUUUACAAUGAUGCGAAUCAUUUGAGUAAAAGUAAGCUCUGUGAGACUGCAGACACUGUAUAUACUUUCAUAUUUCAUUCUUGAUUUGUGAUCUAUAGUCCUGAAAGCAAGGAAAAUCGUUAUUUUUUUUUCCCCACUUUAUUAAGUUGAUAAAUCUAAAAUUAGUGCAACUUUAAUAACUAAUUUUUUUAUAAUUUUCUCCCCUAUGUUAACAUAAGGUAUAAUUUCAAUAUUUUUAUUCAAUCUCAAAUUUGGUAAAAUUUAUACAAAAAAUGUUAGCAAGGUUUAGACCAUGUUUAAAAUUAGAUUGUAGUUCAUUAUAAAUAAUAAUGAUAAACACAUUUAGUGGCAUAGUUUUAAUUUUGGAAGGCACAAUCAAAGCCUGGAAGAGUGCUAGAUUUCAGCCUUUCCCUUAAGAAUGAAGUUUGUUUCUUCAAGUAUUAGGUUUUCUUGCUAAAGUUUAGGCCAUUAGAUUUAAGCUGGCAUUUAAGUGAUCAGGAUAAAAACAUAUUGAGUGUUUUUACUGAGAAAUGUGUCUAGGUUAAACCAAGGACUGAAUAGUGGUUAGAUUUGUGAAGGUUUCUUACAUUGCUAAAUUGCUAGAAAUUGUGUAACCAUUAAAGAAAAAGUAUUAAAAUAUUGUACUGGUGUGGAUCUGGGAUAGGUAAAUAAGUUCUAUUUAAUGUUUUCAUCUAGUUUUACAAACAGUUAUUGCUGUAUAAAACUUUAAGUAACCUCUGUAGCUGUUAAGUGUACAGAAUUAUUGUUUGGAAGGGUCUUGUUUCAAUAGCUCUGAGAAGUUUUUUGAUAUUGCAUUUGAAAUUACCUGUAGUAAGUGCAAAUUAAUCCAGUGAAUGUUACCUAUAAGUGUUAGUUUUUUUAUAUACAUUCUACUUAAUCUUAAGGCCUUGUCUUGAAAUUAUGUUCGUUGGUGUGAUUCACCUUGUUUAGCUCUCCUUUUAACUUAUAUUCUGUCUUGUCUUGUUUGUUUUUCCAUUUUAUCUCCAGAGGCUUUAUUCCAGGUUUCUACAGACUUUGAAGUCAGAGCUAUUGAUGGCUUGUCCUUCAAGCUCUCCGGCUUUCUACGUGUAAGAUUUUCAGGAAAAAAAUAAAAAUUUUCAUGUAUC
Limulus polyphemus (Atlantic horseshoe crab) is the source of this 2760-nucleotide messenger RNA. RefSeq names its product polyadenylate-binding protein 2-A-like. NCBI's taxonomy places the organism in Eukaryota, Metazoa, Arthropoda, Merostomata, Xiphosura, Limulidae. The transcript is spliced from 8 exons. The record is from RefSeq and is a predicted model, not a curated record. Bases 152 to 814 code for a protein of 220 amino acids. Gene Ontology annotation, molecular function: RNA binding.